Messenger RNA from Hipposideros armiger (great roundleaf bat), 910 nucleotides. It is a transcript of the gene TTC24, whose product is annotated as tetratricopeptide repeat domain 24. Lineage: Eukaryota; Metazoa; Chordata; Mammalia; Chiroptera; Hipposideridae. The record is from RefSeq and is a predicted model, not a curated record. The transcript has 2 exons. Gene Ontology annotation, molecular function: protein binding. The annotation marks the transcript as partial.
AUGUCGUCCCCCAACCCUGACGGUACCCCACAAGAGCCUGAGCCUGAACUCUCAAGCUCCAAGAAGAAAGAAAAAAAAAGAAAGUGGCCACAGCACGAGGCCAGCAUCCGAGCCCUCACCAGGGCUGGCCACGGGGCCCUACUGGCCGGCCGGAACCAUGAGGCCUUGACCAGCUUCCAAAGGGCCUUCCUCCUGGCCUCCAAGGCCCCACGGAAAAGGGACGCCCCGGUUCUCCGGGCCUGUGCCUUCAACCUGGGGGCUGCCUAUGUGGAGACUGGGGACCCAGCCAGAGGCCUUGAGCUGCUCCUGCGAGCCCAACCGGAAGAGAAGGCACAAGGAAGGUGUCAUGGUGACCAGUGUUUCAACGUGGCUUUGGCAUACCAUGCCCUGGGUGACCUGCCGCAAGCUUUGGCCUGGUACCACAAGGCCCUGGGCCACUACCAGUCACUAGGUGACCAGGGGCAAGCCCAAGCCAAAAUGGGAGCCUGCUACCAGGCUCUGGGACGGCCCGAGCUAGCAGCCCACUGCCUGCAGGACGCAAGCUGGGCCUAUGCCCAAGCAGGACAGACCCGAGCUGCAGCCCUGGCCCUGGGUGCUGCCGCGGGGUGUCUGCUGAAGAGCGGGCAGCACGGCGUGGGAGAAGUGGUGCAGGUGCUGGAGGAGAGCCGGAGGCUCGCUGAGAAGAGCCCUGAGCAGGGACUGCUGGGGCAACUCUAUAACGACCUAGGCCUGAGCUACUCCCAGCUCCAGCUGUUCCCGCUCGCGGCAGAGUCCUUCCUGCAGGCCCUGCCCCUAUGCCCAGGGCCAGGAGAGGAGGCCACAGUGCUGCGGAACCUGGGGAUGGCCCACAACGCCCUGGGCAACUAUCUGGAGGCCCGGGACUUCCACCAGAAGGCUGCCGACCUGCAUG